Messenger RNA from Rhea pennata, 1128 nucleotides. RefSeq names its product CTD nuclear envelope phosphatase 1 (gene CTDNEP1). The record is from RefSeq and is a predicted model, not a curated record. NCBI's taxonomy places the organism in Eukaryota, Metazoa, Chordata, Aves, Rheiformes, Rheidae. The transcript is spliced from 8 exons. The coding region runs from base 70 to 852 and encodes 260 amino acids. Gene Ontology annotation, molecular function: phosphoprotein phosphatase activity.
CCGCCGGCGGGGCUCUCGCCGAAGCUGGCGGAGCUGGGCCGGGCGGGGGGCGGCGGCGGCGGGGCCGGGAUGAUGCGCACCCAGUGCCUGCUGGGGCUCCGCACCUUCGUGGCCUUCGCCACCAAGCUCUGGAGCUUCCUGCUGUACAUGCUGCGGCGGCAGGUCCGCACUGUGAUCCAGUACCAGACGGUGCGCUACGACGUGCUGCCGCUGUCGCCCGUCUCCCGCAACCGCCUCAACCAGGUGAAAAGGAAGAUUCUGGUGCUGGACCUGGACGAAACCCUGAUCCACUCCCACCAUGAUGGUGUGCUGCGGCCCACUGUGCGCCCAGGGACCCCUCCCGACUUCAUCCUCAAGGUCGUCAUCGACAAACACCCCGUCCGCUUUUUUGUACAUAAGAGACCCCAUGUGGACUUCUUCCUGGAGGUGGUGAGCCAGUGGUACGAGUUGGUGGUGUUCACGGCCAGCAUGGAGAUCUACGGCUCGGCCGUGGCCGACAAGCUGGACAACAACCGCAGCAUCCUCAACCGGCGCUACUACCGGCAGCAUUGCACCCUGGAGCUGGGCAGCUACAUCAAGGACCUGUCGGUGGUACACAGCGACCUCUCCAGCAUCGUCAUCCUUGACAACUCCCCAGGGGCUUACAGGAGCCACCCAGGUAGGUCCCAGGUGUCCAGCCUGGCCGCCCCUCACUGCUGUGCUUCAGAUAACGCCAUCCCCAUCAAGUCGUGGUUCAGCGACCCUAGCGACACGGCGCUGCUCAACCUGCUGCCCAUGCUGGACGCCUUGAGGUUCACCGCCGAUGUCCGCUCAGUCCUGAGCCGCAACCUGCACCAGCACCGGCUGUGGUGACGGCAGCCCCUGCCACCCCGCCAUGCGGGGGCCUGGCCCGGCCCCCCCAACGCCGGCCCCGUGUAGGGGCGGAGCCUGCAGGAGGGGGUGGAGCUUCCCCUACAGGGAGGAGCGUGAAAACCGCCUGCCCUGGAUCGUGGAGCCCGCUGGGCGCGGACGAAGUGGGGGCUAAUGACAGUGCUGGCUGCGCAACCCCCUCCCAGCUGGAUGCACGGACAUGGACGCACGGGCAGUGCUGGCCCCAGCCUCUUAUUUUUAAAAGACCUUGGUCCCACA